Messenger RNA from Ichthyophthirius multifiliis, 895 nucleotides. RefSeq lists its product as hypothetical. NCBI's taxonomy places the organism in Eukaryota, Ciliophora, Oligohymenophorea, Hymenostomatida. The transcript has a single exon. The record is from RefSeq and is a predicted model, not a curated record.
AAAUAUAUGUUUUAAAAUAAAUAAACAUAUAAAAUAUGUCCUUAAUGUAAAAAAACGAAUGCAUAAACGAAGCAAUAUUAUUGAAUUCAUUCUAAAGUGAUUAUAUAGUACAAUAUUAUGACAGCUUUUUUCAUGAAAACAGUCUUUCAAUUAUAAUGGAAUAUUGUCCAGGAGGAGAUUUAGAGAAUUUCAUAAAAAAUUAAUUACAAAGACCAUUAAAAGAAAAAUAGAUUUGGUAAUUCUUUUAUUAAAUUGCAUAAGGAAUAUAGUAAUUACAUGAAAAAAAAUAUUACAUAGAGAUAUUAAAACAAUGAAUAUAUUCAUUUCAUCUAACUAAAAAUUAAAAAUAGGUGAUCUUGGUGUUGCUAAAUAACUUUAAAAUAAUGAUAAAUUUGCUAGAGCAUAAGUAGGAACACCUUAUUAUAUGUCUCCUGAAAUUAUUAAAGAUAUUCCUUAUAAUGAAAAAAGCGAUCUUUGGUCUUUCGGAUGUGUUCUCUAUUAACUUGCUACAUAUAAAAAACCUUUUGAAGCUGGAAAUUAUAAUUCAUUAAUGUUUAAAAUAUAAAAAUGUUAGUAUGAUCCAUUACCUGAUAUAUAUUCGCUUUCUUUGUCUAAUCUAAUUUAAAAAUGUCUAACAAAAGAUCAUACAAAAAGGCCUUCUAUAUUCUAACUUUUGUAAGAUAAAGAAAUUUUAUAGAAAUUAAAAUGUUAAGAUAUUAUUUUGAAUAAUGAAUAAUAAUAAUUAUUGACUAGUAAUUUAUAAUUAAAAAUAAUACCAAUAGAAACAUCAAAUAAAUAAUCAAAUUAAAUAUUUAUAAAAAAAGUAUAAAAAACUGAAGAAGGAGAAUAAGAAAAAAAAAAAAUACUGAUUAAGAUAUAAUAAUUAAUUUUAGUA